AAGAGCUGCAACACCAGGGAUUAUGGACCAUCCUUCAAAAAAGAAUAUAUUAACUGAUGUAAAAAAGGAUAACGCACUUGAAAAGUAUGGCGAUAAAGUAAUUGAUAUCGUUCGUGUAUUGGACAACGAAGAUGUGUCGAAUUUGUCAACCAUAAAGGCAAGUAAUAAAUGUGAUUGGGCAGAUUGGAUAAUUGUUAGAGAAGGAAAAGGAUCAAGACAAAUAGGCAGUCUAGUGAACGGUGUAUAUAAAAUGAGGGACGAGAUUUCCGAAGAUUGGGUGUUGAUUGAUGCUGGUUCAAUAAUGGUUCAUUUAUUCACUGAGGAAGCACAUGAUCUUUAUGAUUUAGAGACUUUGGGCAAAUAUUUCCGAGAUAGGAAAACAAUCAACCAUUAA
Ambispora leptoticha is the source of this 394-nucleotide messenger RNA. Lineage: Eukaryota; Fungi; Glomeromycota; Glomeromycetes; Archaeosporales; Ambisporaceae. The record is from the annotation of a GenBank genome assembly.